Messenger RNA from Acinonyx jubatus (cheetah), 3056 nucleotides. RefSeq names its product mediator complex subunit 15 (gene MED15). Gene Ontology annotation, biological process: regulation of DNA-templated transcription. The coding region runs from base 1619 to 2986 and encodes 455 amino acids. The transcript has 11 exons. Gene Ontology annotation, molecular function: transcription coregulator activity. NCBI's taxonomy places the organism in Eukaryota, Metazoa, Chordata, Mammalia, Carnivora, Felidae. The record is from RefSeq and is a predicted model, not a curated record.
GGGGAGACAGGAUCUGAAGUGGGCUCUGUGUGGGCAGCUUCAGCACUGAUGGCAACGAGCCCAAUGCAGAACUCGAACUCACAAACUGCGAGACCGUGACCAGAGCCAAAGUUGGACAUUCAGCCGAUUGAACCACACAGUCACCCUUCGUUUUAUCUUUUAUGGAAAUAGAGAAAACUCAGCAAGUUCUUUUAAGGUAUCCCCAAUUUAACAGAUGGCCCAAGGCCCUAAAAAGAUGUCAGACAUUGACCUGGCAACCUCCCAGUUUGUGUCCCCUUGUACUUGGCCGCCUUACUUCCUGAGCUUCCUUCGGGCCCGCCACCUCCUUGCUCCCUGCUCACCACACUGCUGUCCUUCAAGGACCGGGUGAUCCAUAGGCAGGAGUUCCCGGCUCUACCCUUUACCCUCAGCAUAUUGUCUUUCCUACUGGAAAUUGGUGGGAGGAGUUGGAAAUUGGGAAUGUUGACAACACCCGCUAAAUGUCCCUAUGCUCCAGGAGAGGCUCACUGUCCCUCUCUUUGUACCUGCCCCCCUUUGCACGUUCUUAUCCCAACUUUGCCUUUCCCCCAGGCCUUUUCCCCUCAUGUUUGCCUCUGCUGAUUCCCCUGGCCAAAAAAGAGUGGUGGGGUGAAGUUUGGGGGUGAGUGAGGAGUAAUGAAGAUUUAGAAAGUGUGCUUAUAUUUUUUCAUUCACCUGAGACCACUUUUCCCCAAAGGUGUUCUUAAGACAGUGGGUUUACUCUUGUGCCUGAGUUCACUGGCAUGUGUUCCCAGGGUAGUACCUCCACAAGGUGCUACGCGCAGCUGGGUUCUGGGUUGUGUGGGUAUCAUCCCAUCAGCCUGCUGUCUAGUGGCCUCUCUGUGUCACAGUGACUUAGGAGGGUCGUGCAAGCAGGAUGGAGAAUGAAGGCUUUGCUUUAUUGGGGCUGCCUUGCCAGAGGAACGGGCAUUUCAAGGAGGGGAAGGAUGGUACAGCUUCGCUGAAAUAAGAAUUUAACUCAGACAUUCCUUUGUUGACCACAGGACAAACUCACAGUAGUGAUUUCCCCAAAACACCUUGGAGCGAGUGUCCUUAGUCGCAAAGAGGUCAAUCAGUAGAAGGCAGGCUCUGCUGUGCAGUUCCAGAAACCCGGCAGCUGGGAAAAAGCGGGCCCUCGGCAGUGGCCUUCACCUGCCACCCUUGAGUGGCACUGUGCCUUCUCCCUUGCCUGUGCAGUAAAUUCAGAUUAACACAGCUUCUCUGAAAAGUGCAGCCAGGGGCGCACAGCCAGAUUUGCAUGCAAGCACGUCAGCAGUGAAAGAGCAACAGGCCGGGUAUUAAAAGCGAAAGUACUUGGAUACAAAUAGUGCAAAGACAAAAGCGGCCUGCCUAUGUCGACUGCUGAUGUGCCUUGUGACCUCAAGCUGGCCCCUCAUCCCCUCUGGACUUGCCGUUCCCCCUGUGCAAGAGGAGGGGCGCCUGAGAUGGCUGGCCGUCCUCUCCGUUGAGCCUUUGCAGCAGAGUGGAAGGAGCAGCGGUUUGACGCCUCUCGGACGAAUACCUUUCUCUCGUGGCCAGGCUUAUUAUCCAUUUUCGAGACAUUCAUAACAAAAAAUCUCAAGCUUCCGUCAGUGACCCUAUGAAUGCACUACAGAGCCUGACUGGUGGGCCUGCUGCGGGAGCAGCUGGAAUUGGCAUGCCUUCUCGAGGCCCAGGACAAUCCCUGGGCGGGAUGGGUGGCCUUGGCACCAUGGGGCAGCCGAUGCCCCUCUCAGGGCAGCCGCCCCCUGGCACCUCGGGGAUGGCCCCCCACGGCAUGGCUGUUGUGUCUACAGCAGCUCCACAGACCCAGCUGCAGCUCCAGCAGGUGGCGCUGCAGCAGCAGCAGCAGCAGUUCCAGCAGCAGCAGGUGGCGCUGCAGCAGCAGCAGCAACAGCAGCAGCAGCAGCAGCAACAGCAACAGCAGCAGUUCCAGGCCCAGCAGAAUGCCAUGCAGCAGCAGUUCCAGGCGGUGGUACAGCAGCAGCAGCAGCAGCUCCAGCAGCAGCAGCAGCAACACCUGAUUAAACUGCAUCAUCAAAACCAGCAGCAGAUACAGCAGCAGCAGCUACAGCGGAUGGCACAGCUGCAGCUGCAGCAGCAGCAACAGCAGCAGCAGCAAGCUUUGCAGGCCCAGCCGCCACUACAGCAGCCACCGAUGCAGCAGCCCCAGCCUCCCCCUUCCCAGACCCUGCCCCAGCAGCUGCAACCGAUGCACCACCCACAGCACCACCAGCCGCCACAGCCCCAGCAGCCACCAGUUGCUCAGAACCAGCCAUCGCAGCUCCAGGCGCAGUCACAGACCCAGCCUUUGGUGUCACAGGCUCCGGCCCUCCCUGGACAGAUGCUGUAUGCCCAGCCACAGCUGAAACUUGUCCGCGCUCCAAUGGUGGUGCAGCAGCCGCAGGUGCAACAGGUGCAGCAGGUGCAGCCCCAGGUGCAGCAACAGACAGCGGUGCCAACAGCUCAGGCUUCCCAGAUAGUGGGUUCCGGAGUGCAGGUCAGCCAGAACAGCCUCACCAUGCUGUCCUCACCAUCGCCGGGCCAGCAGGUGCAGACCCCGCAGUCGAUGCCCCCUCCCCCCCAGCCGUCCCCGCAGCCUGGCCAGCCCAGCUCGCAGCCCAACUCCAACGUCAGCUCCGGCCCUGCCCCUUCCCCCAGUAGCUUCCUGCCCAGCCCCUCACCGCAGCCCUCCCAGAGUCCAGUGACGGCACGCACCCCGCAGAACUUCAGUGUUCCCUCCCCGGGACCUUUAAACACCCCUGUGAAUCCCAGCUCGGUCAUGAGCCCAGCUGGCUCCAACCAGGCUGAGGAACAGCAGUACCUGGACAAGCUGAAGCAGCUGUCCAAGUACAUCGAGCCCCUACGCCGUAUGAUCAACAAGAUCGAUAAGAAUGAAGACAGAAAAAAGGAUCUGAGUAAGAUGAAGAGCCUUCUGGACAUUCUGACAGAUCCCUCUAAGCGGUGAGUUUUGCCCCGGUCCUGGGGGCAGGACAGUGGUGUGCCCAUGUCUGGCAGCUUGGUUAGCCCAGCCUUGG